Adineta steineri is the source of this 699-nucleotide messenger RNA. The record is from the annotation of a GenBank genome assembly. Lineage: Eukaryota; Metazoa; Rotifera; Eurotatoria; Adinetida; Adinetidae.
AUGAAUAUAGUUGACGUUUUAUAUUCACUUGUGGAUGUUAAUCAACGAUUUGAUCGAUUAGUACUUGAUCCUCUUACUAUUCGCAAUCUUGAUAUGACUAUUAGAACUUUUGAAUCAAUAUAUGAUGAGACAUUUUCAAUAGAUGAUAAAAUACUUUCAAGAAUAUGUGAUCAAAUCUUAUGUCGAAUUUAUGAUCAAAUAAAUACACUUACUAUUGAACAAUAUUCAAUGAAACGUAUUCUUCAUGCAAAUAAUUAUCCUCAACUAUAUUCAUUAUCACUUAUUAAUUUUGAAGGAGAAAUACUUCAUCAAUAUUUAACAGAUGAUUCUAUUCUUCGUGAUUUGCUUAGUAAACAAAUAACACAUCUUAAUAUUCAUAUAAAAAAUGCAAAUAGAGAAUCGUUUGGUAUCACAUCAGAGAUUUUUAUAUUAAUUUUAUCUUUAUGUGAAAAAUUAACUGAAUUAAAUUUUUGUGAUUUAUUUCUUGAACGAAAACAUUGGAAUCAUUUUUCUCACUUAACAGCACCAAGUUUCAUGUCUUCAACUUUAACUAAAUUAAAAAUUAAUCUUGCAACAUUUGCUGACUGCUUGUUUCUUCUUGAUGCAAAUCUUGAAUGUUUAACAACAUUAAUUGUUCGUGUGAAUUCGAUUUAUUAUCCGAUACGAGACAUAGAUAAUACAGUAUGUAUUCGAUUUUAA